This is a messenger RNA of Chenopodium quinoa (quinoa), 3399 nucleotides long. RefSeq lists its product as uncharacterized. Lineage: Eukaryota; Viridiplantae; Streptophyta; Magnoliopsida; Caryophyllales; Amaranthaceae. The transcript has 2 exons. The coding region runs from base 2386 to 3399 and encodes 337 amino acids. The record is from RefSeq and is a predicted model, not a curated record.
CAAUUACUAAUCAGUUGUUUCAUACCAACAAAACUAGAAACCAAUUAGAACAAAAUUCGUUUCAUAACAACAAAAAUAGAAACCAAUUAGAACAGAAAUCGUAUCAUAACAACAGUACUACAAUCCAAUUAGAACAGAAUUAGCAAAUAUUACAAUCAUGACAAACAACCUUCAGCCAGAUCUACAUACAGAGCGAAACCAUGACAUUUCCAUUACAGUAAUUUGGGGGAAAUGCAAUUCUAAAAGUAUGUUGGGGAUUGGGGGUCAAGUAGCGUCUAAACUCCGUCAAUUUUAAAGCUAACACCGUGACUUAACCCAAAUUUGGGCCCACUUUUAAUACAGAGUUUUUUUAUUGAAUAAAUGCCUAGGUGGCACUGAAAAGUGCAUGAGAUAAACAAAAACCAUUUCUCUCGGAGAUAAAUGGGGGCUCGCCCGUAAAAUAGUUAUUCCCCAAAUCUCAAACGAAGAAUCCCGUAGUUGCCGGAAAUAUUAUGCAAGUUUGUCAAUCAAUCGUAGCUAUAUAUACUACAAUUUUUGAAAGGUGAUUUUUGAUUGAACCACGAAGAACGUUCCUAUCUCCGGUGCAGUUAUCAUUUGACGCUGUGAUAAAAUCGAUGCCCGCUCAUUAUCGACCCGUGGCCCGUAAUGUCCCGACCCUAUAUUGCCCAUUUAAAAUGUGACCCUCUUUGACCCUGGCCCGCAACCGACCCGCACCGACACUGACCCGAUCCGCCCAAUAACCAGGUCUAGCAGAGUAGCAGUAACCAUUGUUAAGAAUAAGACAUGUCGGGACGAAUAUGUAAUAAAAGUUCAUUUGAACUACUAUAUGUAUGUAGGUUGUUUAUGAAAUUACAAAUCUAUUGAAUCUAUUGAUAAGAGCAAGUACCUGUGUUGUACUAACUUUGAAGUUAUAUAUGUAUGUACAUUGUUUAUGAUAUUACAAAUCUACUAAAAUUAAGAACUUAACUAUUUAGAAUUGAACUUUAUCUAGAUUGUAUGAAAAAUCAAAUCGAAAUUCGACUGAAUCGAGGAUUAACCUGAACAACAAAUUGCUAAUAAUCUGAACUAUUAUGAACUGAACUGAAAUGACGUAAUAAGACAGAACACAUGCACAUGACCCCCAUGAAAACUUUGAUUAAAAAAAUAAUUGCAGUAUAUGGAAGUGAAAUGGUUUAUCACGAGUACUAGCUUCUUUGAUUAAUGGAAUGAAAAAAAAAAACCUCGUGCGUUACAUUUUACUAGGGCAUUUUGCUGUGUGUUUGUUAUAUUCAAAACAUAAACCUUUGGAGUAUUUCUGUUACGAGACAAAUCUAACAAUAUCCCACAUCUGUAUAUAUUGGCACUUAUUAGGUCAAUGACAUUAUUGGUUAUAUUCGCACUUAUUGGGUUAAUGACAUUAUUGUUUACAAUGGUAUUUACGGAAGUGUCAUGCUAAUUGUGAUGUUAAAUUUAUUUAUAUACAGAAAUACCACUAGAUAAAAUAUGUUGAAAUGGUUGAAAUAAAUAACCUAAGUUGAAAUAAAUUAUCUAUGUUGCAAUGGUUGAAUGAUUGAAACUUCUUAUAAAAGGAGGUUUGGAAGGUUUAUAAGUUUGAUUAAAUUACAUGAUGUGAAGUGUACAUUGAUUUGGACAUUACAUUGAUUUGGUAGAUCUCCUAAUGUAUGCUAUAGUGUGAAUGAUGUUUACAAUGGUUGUGGUAGAUUAGAUGGUGGUGCUUGUAAUGCUAUGAUCGAAUACUAUUGCUACCAUAUAUUCAUAAGUUGUGUUGUAAUUAUCAAUAUAUUCAUAGAUGGAUAACAAUCAUAUUAUGUGGUCAAACAAAAUGGGUUUUAUUGAAUUUGAAACCCUGUAAUACAAAAUUGUUGUUGUAUUUACUAAUUGAAAAAGUUAUUAAUUAAUGCAUAAUCCAUACUGAUGAUAAUGUGUAAUUACUAAACAUGGAUUACCAUUUUUUGCAGUUGAGGAUUUGUCGUAAUGAAUGUGUGAAAUAUUUUGUAUUAUGUGCUCGAGAGUAAUUUGUAAUUUGUAGUGUGAUUAAACGAGUUUCAAAUCAAUUCAAGUAGUGACAGAUGCAAAGUACAUGUAAUGCCUCCACUCUACAUGUAAUGCCUAGAUAAUCCACUACAAGCUUAUGUGCUCACGUAUUUGCAAGUUAAAUUACUAAUUGAUCAACAUUAGGUAAUGAUAAACACAACCUUCUCAAAUAACGUAUUAGGGAUAUAUAUUCGACCUCGUCAUUAUAUUCAUCAAAUGGGAUACAUCUUAUCACCCAUCCACCUAAUAAAUGUGCAUGCAUGACUACCUCUAUAUAUAAGCGUUUCACCACAUGUUAGCUAGCCACAUACUUCCCCUUCACUUGUCUGUGGUAUUCUACACUUAAGCGACAUGCCUCGCCGUGCUAUAACCCCAUGCCACACUCCGUCAUUGUUGUUAUUUGAUCCUCCAACGGGAUUGGAUUCCGAAAUGGAUUUCACCCAAUUUGAGUACUUGUUUGUUGGUGACGAUGGUGAAGUGUUAGCAACUCUAUUUGAAGAUACUAAUUCUGCCCUUAUUUUACACCCAAACAACACAGACAACGACUUGUUCAACUCCUUGUUCAUGCGGGAGAUUGGAUCCGUAGACGUACCUCGACCUGCUCAUUUUCUAAACAUACACGACAACCACCCAAUUCGUCAUGAAUUCGAAGUAUUUUUGCUGUGGUGCCUAGGAUCUUUACCCCCUUCUACCUUCAAUCCCACAAAUAUGAAGCCUGCCAUGCACAUUCUCGAACCUAAACCCGUAAUUAACUUUGAUUGUCCCGUUUGGCCCUUAGACUUAGUUUCCAUGUGCUUGUGUAUUGGGGCAUUCACAGACACAUUCCAGGUUUGUAAUGUACCACCAACUCCUCAUAUCUUACACAUGAGGGUUAUUUACAAAAAAAAACAACCUGAAAAUGUCCCUGGAUAUCAUAUGGUUGAUUUCACUCCAUAUGAUGCUCCUGAUGCAGAGCACGUUAUAUCGGGUUACUUUGCCACCAUUCCGCUUCAUACAGUUGUUUGCACUUGGAAUGUAAGGGGAAUUGGAAGGCCAUCGCUUGUUACCAAUUUUGAGGCCAUGUAUAAGAAGCACAAGCCUAUGAUAGUGGUAUUGCUUGAAACUAGGCACGGAUACGAAACAGUUAGGAAGCUUGUUAAGUUACUUCCCGGGAAUUAUUCUUUUGGCUUAUCCACCCCCCAAGAUGGAUUAUGUGGGGGGGGGGGGGUUGUGUACAUGUGGACUGAUAAGUUUAUUGGAGUAGAACCAAAAGGUGUUUACGACUCUUCUGCUAGGGUUGAUGUGUACUUUAAGGUAACAAACUCACUUGGUGUAGGUCCAUUAGCACUAAUUAAUAUUUUUUAUGUUAAAACAGUAUUAAUAUGA